Messenger RNA from Aegilops tauschii subsp. strangulata, 495 nucleotides. The record is from RefSeq and is a predicted model, not a curated record. NCBI's taxonomy places the organism in Eukaryota, Viridiplantae, Streptophyta, Magnoliopsida, Poales, Poaceae.
AUGCCCCGUGGCAGCCCGCCGCCGCCCGUACGCCGCGGCCCGCGAGCCCGCAUCGGGCACCCGAGCCCACGGCGCCCCGCCCGCGCGCCGCUGCCGUCCUCAUCCAGCGCCCCCGCGCCUCCGCCGCCGCUUCGCCGCCCCACGUCGCCGGCGCCACCGUUCGCCGCCGCCCGGAGCUCCGGCGACUUCACCGCGCCGCGCCCGGAGCUCCGGCAACUUCACCGCGCCGCGCCCGAGCUCCUCCGCCGAAGCCCGACGCCGGGACUCUUCCCCGCGCCCGGAUCCGGUGGUCCCCUCGUCGCCCGCGCCUCCUCCGGCCAUCUCCGACGCCCCCGAGCUCUCCCCGCCGGCGCCUCCUCUCCCCCAGCUCCGGCGGCCUCGAGCUGGCCCGAUCCAAUCUGGAUCCAGCGAGCAGGGUUGACUUUCUUCUUCUCUCCCGAAAUCUCCAAGUCCUUUACAUUUUUACAGUACAUGCCCAUGUUCAUCGCAUCAUAA